Messenger RNA from Salarias fasciatus (jewelled blenny), 5684 nucleotides. RefSeq names its product EMAP like 1 (gene eml1). Gene Ontology annotation, molecular function: microtubule binding. Gene Ontology annotation, biological process: microtubule cytoskeleton organization. The transcript is spliced from 22 exons. The record is from RefSeq and is a predicted model, not a curated record. Gene Ontology annotation, cellular component: mitotic spindle. NCBI's taxonomy places the organism in Eukaryota, Metazoa, Chordata, Actinopteri, Blenniiformes, Blenniidae. The coding region runs from base 1815 to 4268 and encodes 817 amino acids.
ACUAGUGCUGUAGUGCUGGAUCGCAUCGUCGGUCCACAAGCAGCACCUUGUUUUCUUUGCGUGAUUUCUCCGGUGACGGAGCUGAGCAGGUCUGUCGGCAGGCUCGCCAUUAUUGUGUAGCGGGCGCCCGCUCUCCCGGGGAGCUCGCCACUCCGAGGUCAACAACACGGAGCGAGCCUUGAACCGUGAAACGGCGGACGGUCAAAAGGCGCUCCGCUGCCUCCCGUUCUGGUCCCGGUGAAGGUCGACCGCAGCCGGGUCACCUUUGAACCUCACACACCUCAAAACAUCAUGACGUACAGCAUGUUGUGCUGAGAGGGAAGGAUUACAUCCGACGGCCUACUUUAUAAAUGAGAAACAAACAUUUCCUUUCAUGGCUCCUCUCCCUGAGCAGCAUCCCGCCUUCACAGCCUUUUGUCAGCUCGGUCUUGUGACUUAAAAAAGAAAAGGGGGAAGUGUCUGUGAUGUGAAUGUAGGCCACGACUCCGUCUUCUUUAUGCUUAUUUUCUUCCCCUGCAAGCUGGGAUGAUAAAUAAUGCACGCAGACCCUCCCUCCCUCCCUCUGCCCACACAAACCCCCCAGUCUGCAUUAAAAACCCCCAAUUUGAUGUUUUCUUUUUUUUUUCAGCGGGGCAUCCCCCCUUCUUCCUCUCUGAACUCCCACCAUGCUCACUUUUUAAUUCGGGCCCUGUCUUUAUACCCCGCACCCUCUGCAGCUCUCCGGCGCCCCCCCUCCCCCUCCCCCGCCCCCCGUCCCUCCCCCGGUCCCCCUCCUGUCCUUGUUUUAAGGAUCCCCUCGGUGUCUGAGCGGCGGUCUGCAGCGGGGCAGAUAAGACAGAUCCUCUGGCGCUCCGCUUCCAAAUGUUGCAGCAGGAACACGUGUGGUUCGUGAUGCAGUGUCCCCGUGUGACUCCAUACUGUGUGUGUGUGUGUGUGUGUGUGUGUGUGUGUGCAGGAGAAUAAUGCUGCAUCUGUUGUAGCUUCUCUCUUUUCUGUGCUUCUUUUGAUCUUUUUCCUCUGCUCUGAGUUCUUUGACCUUUUCUCCUGUUAUUUCUGGCUGUAUUAUUCUUUGACCUUCGUCCGUCUACUUCUCCGCUCUUCCAUCCUCUCUCUCUCUCUCUCUCUCUCUCUCUCUCUCUCUCCCUCUCUCUCUCUCUGUGGAGAGCUGGAGGAGGAUCUAUCGGUUAGUCCCAGCCCCCUCGUGCUCUGACUCGUCCACGCUGUGUGACAGAGGAAGGCUGGGCUGUCCCGAGCAUUAUCUAAACACUCACACAGCUUGUCACACACACACACACACACACACACACACACGCACACACACACUCGCACUGUCAGCUCAAGCCCUCUUAAAGCAGUUUUUUGUGGCGAGCUAACGACACACAGCUGUCUGUGCAGCAGGAGGACGAGAGGAGCAGAGAGGGAGGAGAGACGAGCAGGAGGAGGAGGAGGAGGAGAGGAAAACAAUCCCUCCAGCCGGCUCUGAACUUGAGUCUGCCUCUCCCGCCAGCCGGUGCCGCCGCUCCUCGGCUGGGUGUGUUUCCUGCUCCACUUCAGGACUUCUUCUUCUUCUUCUUCUUCUUCUUCUUGUGUUUCGGAGCGGGGCUGGGAGCAGGAGAGGGGCUGGAGUUCACAUGACAUAAUGGGAGUGAAUGGGUUGCCAUAGCGACUCAGCCAGGGAGCCCGACCCGAGCGGAGUGAAUGGAGGGAGCGCCUCGGACGCCAAGUCAACGAUAAACUAACGGGAGGGGAGUCACCGGAGAGAGAGGAGAGAGGAGGAGUGGUGGAGGACGGCGGCGGCGGCGGCGGAGCUGAGAAUGGAGGACGGCUUUUCCAGCUACAGCAGCCUGUAUGACACCUCAUCACUGCUGCAGUUCUGCAACGAUGACAGCGCGUCGGCGGCCAGCAGCAUGGAGGUGACGGACCGCAUCGCCUCCCUGGAGCAGAGGGUCCAGAUGCAGGAGGACGAGAUCCAGCUGCUGAAGUCGGCCCUGGCCGACGUGGUGCGCAGGCUCAACCUGUCCGAGGAGCAGCAGGCCCUGGGCUCCCGCCGCGGACCCACCAAAGCCAGGCCGAUGAUCGCAACGCUGCCUCUCCGGCCCACGGUCAACAACGGGACCAUCCUACCAAAGAAAGGCGGCGGCGGCGGCGGCGGCACGCUGCCCUCGCCGUCUGGAUCCGGAUCCAGGAAGGACAACAACGGCCCCGCCAGCAAGAGCACCGUGAGGAGGACCAACUCCAACGAGCACGUGGGAACGCUCUCCCGGAAGGACUCGGGCGACUCCAAAGGCAACCGAACCCGCGCCGGCUCCACCGGCAGCAACUCCAGCGGCAAGCGCAGCGACAGCAAACAGAGGGAUCCGGUGUUCAACGCAGAGGAAGGUUAUGUGAAAAUGUAUUUGAAGGGCCGUCCCAUCACCAUGUACAUGCCCAAAGACCAGGUGGACGGCUACUGCCUGGAGGCCCGGGCCGAGCUGCCCUGCAGCAAGCUGAAGCUGGACUGGGUUUACGGUUACCGCGGUCGGGACUGCCGCUCCAACCUGUACCUGCUGCCCACCGGGGAGACGGUGUACUUCAUCGCCUCGGUGGUGGUGCUCUUCAACGUGGACGAGCAGCUGCAGAGACACUACACCGGACACACCGACGACAUCAAAUGCCUGGCCGUCCAUCCCGAUAAAAUCACCAUAGCAACGGGGCAGGUGGCGGGAACCUCUUCAGACGGGAAGCUGGUUCCUCACGUCCGUGUUUGGGACUCGGUCAGCCUGAACACGCUGCACGUCCUGGGGACAGGGUUCUUCGACCGGGCCUUGGUCUGCCUGGCUUUCUCCAAGUCGAAUGGAGGAAACACGCUCUGCGUCGUGGACGACUCCAACGACCACGUUCUGUCAGUGUGGGACUGGCAGAGAGAGGACCGGCUGGCGGAGGUCAAGUGCUCCAACGAGUCGGUGUUCGCUGCAGACUUUCAUCCCACCGACAGCAGCAUCGUGGUGACUUGUGGAAAGUCUCAUCUGUACUUCUGGCACCUGGAGAAAGGCGCGCUGGUCAAGAAGCAGGGGCUGUUCGAGAAACAAGAGAAGCCAAAGUUCGUGCUGUGUGUGACCUUCGCUGAGAACGGAGACGCCAUCACUGGAGACUCCAGCGGGAACAUCCUGGUGUGGGGGAAAGGCACCAAUCGAAUCAGCCAGGUGGUGAACGGCGCCCACGAGGGCAGCAUCUUCGCGCUGUGCAUGCUGCGGAACGGCACGCUGGUGUCCGGGGGGAAGGACCGCCGCCUCGUCUCCUGGGACAGCGCCUACCAGCAGAUCCAAGCCGUGGAGGUGCCGGAGUCCUACGGCCCCAUCCGGACCAUCGCCGAGGGCCGCGGGGAGACCGUGCUCAUCGGCACCACCAGGAACUUCGUCCUGCAGGGCAGCCUGGACGGAGAGUUCGUGCCCAUCACGCAGGGCCACACCGACGAGCUGUGGGGUCUGGCCGUUCACCCCUGGAAGCCCCACUUCCUCACCUGCGGCUACGACAGACAGGUGUCUCUGUGGGACUCCAACUCCCAUCAGCUCAUCUGGACCAAGAUCAUGGAGGAUGCUGCUCAGGCUGCAGGCUUUCACCCCUCAGGAGCUGUGGUUGCCAUAGGAACGGUGACCGGCAGGUGGCUGGUUCUGGACACCGAGUCCAAGGAUCUGGUCACCGUGCACACGGACGGGAACGAGCAGCUGUCCGUCGUGAGAUACGGUCCAGACGGGAACUUCCUGGCCAUCGGGUCCCAUGAUAACUACAUCUACAUCUACGCAGUGGGAGAGAACGGGAGGAAGUACAGUCGAGUGGGGAAGUGCUCGGGCCACUCCAGCUUCAUCACCCAUCUGGACUGGUCCGUGGACUCCCAGUACCUGGUGUCCAACUCAGGAGACUACGAGAUCCUCUACUGGAUCCCGUCGGUGUGUAAGCAGGUGGUGAGCGUGGAGACCACCAGGGACAUCGAGUGGGCGUCGUACACCUGUCCUCUGGGCUUCCAGGUCUUCGGGCUGUGGCCCGACGGCUCCGACGGCACCGACAUCAACGCCGUGAGCCGGUCCAACGAUAAGAGCCUGCUGGUGACCGGGGACGACUUCGGGAAGGUCCACCUCUUUUCAUAUCCCUGCUCGCAGUUCAGGGCUCCCAGCCACGUGUACGGCGGCCACAGCAGUCACGUGACCAACGUCAACUACCUGUACGACGACUCCUGCCUGGUGUCGACCGGAGGGAAGGACAUGAGCGUCAUGCAGUGGAGGAUAGUCUGAGCCGCACGGCAGAGCCACGACGAGACGACUAAACUGCACUAAACUGAACCAAACUCACACACACACACACACACACACACACACACACACACACACAGCAGGAAGAGGAAGACGAACAGAAGACGUGCACUGAAGGAGGAGUCGGGUUCAGAUGCUUGAAUUACAGAAAACACAACCCUCUCUCCUCUCCCGCCUUUUCUCUCUUCACACUACAUGUAAAGAAACGACCUUCCUCUCAAACCCAGCGAGCGACCCGGAACCAAAGGCUGGACUCCGCCCCGACGCUGGCCCCGCCCCGGGGAGCCGACCCAGGAGACACGAGAGAGAGCAGUGGGGCUUUUUAAUUGUUGAACUUUCUUUUCAUUUUGUAUUUAACAACUCAGGAAAGCACUAGAAAAGUAAAAACUUUCCCUUUUUAUGAAGACGUCAGAGAGCGGCGUCCAAAUGAGACGUUCAGAGGGAACACAUUGGCACUUCGACACAGAUUCAAACCUUCAACCAAAACUGUCUUCAGCCACAGGAAAGCAGAUUUUACAGAUUUGAAAUUCCAUCGUCUGGUUUCAUGAUUUAUUGCAAAAUAAUCCAAACAUAUCCCGAGUGUUUGUGCUUCCACGUCUUAAAGAAAAGACUCUUCUCACCCAGUUUUACUGUUUUUCUCCUGAACUGAAUCGUGGUGUUUAGUGUUAGCCGGUGAGCGAUCCGGGAGGCCUGGAGCUGUUGUUGGAGUCUGUUUUCUGAUUUCUUUUUUUUUUUUUUUUUUUUUUGAACGAGUUGUGGGAUGCUUGUCACGUCUGUCUUUGUCCUUGACUGAAGAGAGUCAGAAUCAAGCAUAUUUAGCAUUUUCCCAGCGAUGCAAAGCCCUUUCAGACGCGUCUAUUGCACCGAGGUGAGUUUACAAAGCGGAGCGCUGAGACCAUUACACUGUAAUCAUCUGAUGUGCACAUCAGGCACUGGCAACAUAUUUAACUGAACUAAACCCUGGAGUGGUGGGAGGGGGGUGUUUUUGUUUUUUUUUUUUUCUAUGAUAAUGCACUGCUUCUGGCUGAACAUCAUGCAUCAGGUGUGCCAAUCUGUCCAGUGGAGCUCUUCAUGAACUGUCCGGAGCGUUUCCACUCCUGGAUUCAGCAGCAGCCACUAAAUAAAUGUGAUUUCUCUGAGGUGGGGUGGAUGGGUGUGUGGGGCGUGAGCGGGUUUCAGUGUGACCAGGACCGCUGCUGCCGGCUCUGAGAUCCCGGGAGCCGGGCGCCGGCCCCGAGGCCUGCAGGAGUUUGAUCAGGAACUAAAACCGCCGUGACUCUCAAGCGACUGCUCCACAGAGUGAAUGUAACAUGACUCGUCUUACCACUUAACACUCGCCGCUGCAAACACCAUUCAACACUUCACAUCUGUCUGAAAGUAAAAGAAACAUGGAAUUCC